AUGCAGGAGAAGAACAGGUCCAACAAGAGAAUGGCCCCACUGUCAGACCCCAAGAAGGCUGCAGAUGUCAAUUACAAGGGGCAGUUCCACCCCAAGCCCCAGCAACAGCGGGAAGUGCCCCAUGUAGGUGGCUUCGGGUGCACACUAGCAGAGCUACGCAGCCUCAUGGAGCUCCGAGGUGCCGAGGCACUGCAGAAGAUUCAGGAAGCCUAUGGAGACGUCAGUGGGCUGUGCAGGAGGCUGAAGACCUCGCCUACUGAGGGCCUGGCAGACAACACCAAUGACUUGGAGAAACGCAGGCAGAUCUAUGGGCAGAACUUCAUCCCCCCCAAGCAGCCCAAGACCUUCCUGCAGCUGGUGUGGGAAGCCCUGCAGGAUGUGACUCUCAUCAUCUUGGAGGUGGCUGCCAUCGUCUCUCUUGGCCUCUCCUUCUAUGCACCACCAGGAGAGGAAAGUGAAGCCUGUGGCAAUGUGUCUGGUGGGGCAGAGGAUGAGGGAGAGGCUGAAGCUGGCUGGAUCGAGGGGGCUGCCAUCCUACUGUCUGUCAUCUGUGUCGUGCUGGUCACGGCCUUCAAUGACUGGAGCAAGGAAAAGCAGUUCCGAGGUCUUCAGAGUCGUAUUGAGCAGGAGCAGAAGUUUACUGUCAUCCGAAAUGGGCAGCUCCUCCAGGUCCCAGUGGCAGCACUGGUGGUGGGGGACAUUGCCCAGGUCAAAUACGGAGACCUUCUGCCUGCCGAUGGUGUGCUCAUCCAAGGCAAUGACCUCAAGAUUGACGAGAGCUCCCUGACUGGCGAGUCGGACCAUGUGCGGAAAUCAGCAGACAAAGAUCCUAUGCUGCUCUCAGGCACUCAUGUCAUGGAAGGUUCUGGAAGAAUGGUGGUAACAGCUGUUGGUGUGAACUCCCAGACAGGCAUCAUCUUUACAUUGCUUGGAGCUGGUGGAGAGGAGGAGGAGAAGAAAGACAAAAAAGGCAAGCAGCAGGAUGGGGCGAUGGACAGUAGCCAAACCAGAGCUAAGAAGCAGGAUGGGGCUGUUGCCAUGGAAAUGCAGCCCCUGAAGAGUGCUGAGGGUGGGGAAAUGGAGGAGCGGGAAAAGAAGAAAGCCAACAUACCCAAGAAGGAGAAGUCAGUUCUGCAAGGGAAGCUAACAAAACUGGCUGUGCAGAUUGGGAAAGCAGGGUUGGUGAUGUCUGCCAUCACUGUUAUCAUCCUGGUCCUCUACUUUGUGAUUGAUACCUUCGUCAUGGAUGGCCGGGUGUGGCUGCCAGAAUGCACACCUAUCUAUGUGCAGUACUUUGUGAAGUUCUUCAUUAUCGGAGUCACUGUCUUGGUUGUGGCUGUCCCUGAGGGCCUGCCUCUUGCUGUCACUAUCUCCUUGGCUUACUCUGUCAAGAAAAUGAUGAAGGACAACAACCUGGUACGCCACCUGGAUGCCUGUGAGACCAUGGGCAAUGCCACAGCCAUCUGUUCUGACAAGACCGGCACACUCACCACCAACCGCAUGACUGAGGUCCAGUCCUACCUAGGAGACACCCACUACAAAGAAAUUCCAGCUCCCAGUGCCCUGACCCCCAAGAUCCUUGAUCUUCUGGUCCAUGCCAUCUCCAUCAACAGUGCCUACACCACCAAAAUACUACCUCCAGAGAAGGAAGGCGCUCUCCCACGCCAAGUGGGCAACAAAACCGAGUGUGCUCUGUUGGGCUUCAUCCUGGACCUGAAACGAGACUUCCAACCUGUACGCGAGCAGAUUCCAGAAGAUAAACUUUACAAAGUGUACACCUUCAACUCAGUCCGCAAGUCCAUGAGCACAGUUAUACGCAUGCCUGAUGGUGGCUUCCGCCUCUUCAGCAAGGGAGCCUCAGAGAUCUUGCUCAAAAAGUGUACCAACAUCUUAAACAGCAAUGGUGAACUCCGAGGAUUCCGUCCUCGGGACCGGGAUGACAUGGUGAAGAAGAUCAUUGAGCCUAUGGCUUGUGAUGGCCUCCGCACCAUCUGCAUUGCGUACAGGGAUUUCUCUGCAAUCCAAGAGCCCAACUGGGACAAUGAGAAUGAGGUGGUUGGCGACCUUACCUGCAUAGCUGUCGUGGGCAUCGAGGAUCCUGUGCGACCUGAGGUCCCUGAAGCCAUUCGCAAAUGCCAGCGUGCUGGCAUCACAGUCCGUAUGGUAACUGGAGACAAUAUCAACACUGCCCGGGCAAUUGCAGCUAAGUGUGGCAUCAUCCAGCCAGGUGAAGAUUUCCUGUGCCUGGAGGGGAAGGAAUUCAACAGAAGGAUUCGAAACGAGAAAGGCGAGAUAGAACAGGAGCGGCUGGACAAGGUGUGGCCCAAGCUGCGGGUGCUCGCCCGGUCAUCUCCCACUGACAAACACACUCUGGUCAAAGGCAUUAUCGACAGCACAACUGGUGAGCAGCGGCAGGUGGUGGCCGUGACUGGAGAUGGCACCAACGAUGGGCCAGCUCUUAAAAAGGCAGAUGUCGGCUUUGCCAUGGGCAUUGCAGGCACUGAUGUGGCCAAGGAGGCCUCUGACAUCAUCCUGACUGAUGACAACUUCACCAGCAUUGUCAAGGCAGUCAUGUGGGGCCGCAACGUCUACGACAGCAUUUCCAAGUUCCUGCAGUUUCAGUUGACAGUCAAUGUGGUAGCUGUGAUUGUGGCCUUCACAGGUGCCUGCAUCACUCAGGACUCUCCUCUCAAAGCUGUGCAGAUGUUGUGGGUGAACUUGAUCAUGGACACAUUUGCCUCACUUGCCCUGGCAACAGAGCCCCCAAAUGAGUCACUGCUGGGGGGGAAGCCAUAUGGCCGGGACAAGCCGCUCAUCUCACGUACCAUGAUGAAGAACAUCCUUGGCCAUGCUGUCUACCAGCUUACCAUCAUCUUUACCUUGCUGUUUGUUGGAGAGCUCUUCUUUGACAUUGACAGUGGAAGGAAUGCACCCCUGCACUCGCCACCCUCGGAGCACUAUACUAUCAUUUUCAACACCUUCGUCAUGAUGCAGCUUUUCAAUGAAAUCAAUGCUCGAAAGAUCCAUGGUGAGAGGAAUGUCUUUGAUGGCAUCUUCAGCAACCCCAUCUUCUGUACUAUUGUUCUGGGCACCUUUGGAAUUCAGAUUGUCAUCGUCCAGUUUGGUGGGAAGCCCUUCAGCUGUUCCCCACUGUCCACAGAACAGUGGCUCUGGUGCCUAUUUGUUGGUGUUGGGGAGCUGGUCUGGGGACAGGUCAUUGCCACUAUCCCCACCAGCCAGCUCAAGUGCCUGAAGGAAGCAGGGCAUGGGCCUGGGAAGGACGAGAUGACUGAUGAGGAGCUGGCCGAGGGGGAGGAGGAAAUCGACCACGCUGAGCGAGAGCUCCGCAGGGGCCAGAUCCUCUGGUUCCGGGGCCUCAACCGGAUCCAGACACAGAUGGAGGUAGUGAGUACCUUCAAGAGAAGCGGGUCAUUUCAGGGUGCUGUGCGCCGGCGGUCUUCGGUCCUCAGCCAGCUCCAUGACAUCCGGGUGGUGAAAGCAUUCCGUAGCUCGCUUUAUGAAGGCCUUGAGAAACCAGAAUCCAAGAGCUGCAUCCAUAACUUCAUGGCAACGCCCGAGUUUCUGAUCAAUGACUACACCCACAACAUCCCGCUCAUCGAUGACACGGAUGUGGAUGAGAAUGAAGAGCGCCUGAGGGCCCCACCUCCCUCACCCCCUAACCAGAACAACAAUGCCAUAGACAGCGGCAUCUACCUGACCACGCAUGCCACCAAGUCAGCUACCUCUUCAGCAUUUUCUUCUAGGCCUGAAAGCCCACUCCACAGCAUGGAAACAUCCCUCUAA
Cricetulus griseus (Chinese hamster) is the source of this 3804-nucleotide messenger RNA. NCBI's taxonomy places the organism in Eukaryota, Metazoa, Chordata, Mammalia, Rodentia, Cricetidae. The record is from RefSeq and is a predicted model, not a curated record.